Staurois parvus is the source of this 303-nucleotide messenger RNA. The record is from the annotation of a GenBank genome assembly. NCBI's taxonomy places the organism in Eukaryota, Metazoa, Chordata, Amphibia, Anura, Ranidae.
AUGUGCAAUGAGUCAGUGAGUAAUGACAUCAUCACUAUCCCAAAGCCUGCUCUUUUAGUGCCUGCUCGGCCUGCUCAUCUGUGUGGUGUGUCUGUGUGUGCGAGCGUGCGGGUUGGGCUGCCUACUGCCUUAGCAUUUUAUCUCUCCCCAUUGCCUGGGGAAUUCCAGCCUGGGAUCUGUCAGAGUGUGGAUCCAUCAUCUUCCACUCACUGCAACUGUCACCCUGCCAUUGCCAGCCACAGAUACAGUCAGUCUGUGACCCUGAUUUUGUCUUUAAUAUUGGUGCUGGUGCCAUCUUAUGGC